This is a messenger RNA of Durio zibethinus, 1819 nucleotides long. RefSeq names its product syntaxin-121-like. The record is from RefSeq and is a predicted model, not a curated record. Gene Ontology annotation, molecular function: SNAP receptor activity; SNARE binding. Lineage: Eukaryota; Viridiplantae; Streptophyta; Magnoliopsida; Malvales; Malvaceae. Gene Ontology annotation, biological process: intracellular protein transport; vesicle fusion; exocytosis. Gene Ontology annotation, cellular component: plasma membrane; SNARE complex; endomembrane system.
AAAAGAAAUAAAAAAAAAGGAUUAAAAAGAAUGCAUGUCUGUUUCAGGUUCUCAUUUCCAUUUGACUGCUCCAAUCCCUCUUAGUUGAAACUUCAGACCUUCUUGACCAAAAUCCCACCUUCCCCAGCAGCCUCUUUCCUUCCAACCCACCUCAAAAGCCUCUCUUUUCCUCCAUUUCUCUCCACUUCUUCCUUCAAUCUCCGAUACCCUUUUCUCAAAACCUCCUAAAAGGUCUUUUUUCUGAUUAAGAAGUUGGUUUUUAUGACUUAAUUUACCCAACACCUUCACCCAGUUUAAUACCAUUUCCUUCUGGUCCAACCAACGUUUUUAAAGCCCUGAAGAGUUUCUAGUAAAAAAAAAAACCAAAAAAUGAAUGAUCUAUUUUCAGGCUCUUUCUCUCGCUUCCGAAGCGAGGAAGCUUCACCUAAUCACCACGUUAUCCAGAUGACACAAUCCCCCUCCACCUCCGGCGGUGUCAACCUCGACAAGUUCUUCGAAGAUGUUGAGUCCAUCAAAGACGAGCUUAGAGACCUCGAGAGGCUGAGCGACAACCUCUCGUCAUCCCAUGAGCAAAGCAAGACGUUACACAACGCGAAAGCCGUGAAAGAAUUGAGAGCAAAGAUGGAUGCUGACGUAGCCAUGGCUUUGAAAAAAACCAAGCUUAUUAAGGUUAGGCUGGAAGCGCUUGACCGGUCCAACACUGCCAACAGGAACUUGCCUGAUUGUGGACCGGGGUCUUCUUCGGACCGGACGAGGACGUCAAUUGUGAACGGAUUGAGAAAGAAGUUGAAGGAUUCUAUGGAAAGCUUUAAUGGGUUGAGAGAAAAGAUAUCGUCAGAGUAUAGAGAAACUGUUCAGAGAAGGUACUUUACGGUUACUGGAGAAAACCCAGAUGAGAAGACUCUUGAUCGUUUGAUUUCAACAGGAGAGAGUGAGACUUUCUUGCAAAAAGCCAUUCAAGAGCAAGGAAGGGGAAGAAUUUUAGACACAAUCAAUGAGAUUCAAGAAAGGCAUGAUGCUGUUAAGGAUAUGGAGAAGAAUCUGAAGGAGUUGCACCAAGUUUUCUUGGACAUGGCAGUGUUGGUUCAGGCUCAAGGUGAGCAACUGGAUGAUAUUGAGAGCCAAGUGAACAGAGCUAAUUCAUUUGUGAGAGGUGGAACUGAGCGGUUGCAAACAGCUAGGAAUUACCAGAAAAAUACCCGGAAAUGGACUUGUUAUGCUAUCAUACUUUUGCUGGUGAUCAUCUUGCUUGUGGUGUUAUUCACUGUGAGACCAUGGCAAAACUAAUAACCAAAGGUGGUGCUGGUGGCGACAGCAGUUUGAAGCUUAAUUUCCACUGCAUUUUUUGUUGUUUAAUGGAAAGCAGGGGAUAGGGUUGGAGUGCAAAAGAAUUCUGAUAGACUUUCUUGGAGAGAGACCAUUUGGAUUGUUGAUUCUUUCCUGUAACUAAUAUUUUUGGUUCAGCUAUUUCCUGUUUUAUUGGUUGCUAUAGAUACUGUUUAUGAAAGUUUGUUCUAUAUAAUAUGUACUCUAUAAAUAAAAUUUAGUUCUUGGAUAUUAUACUUUCUGAAAUCUGAACACCUGUUGAUGAAUAUUCCUUUUUGGCUGUACUUGGAUUUGGAAUCAAAUUCAACAAUGGCGACCCUCCACCAACUACUCUGGCAACAAGCAAUAGGAAAAGAAAUAAAUAAAUAAAAUGCAGACAAAAAAGGAAUGGUAGAUUUUCCUUCUGGUUGGCAAAAGAUGAUGAUGGUCAACUAUCCAUUUAUUUAUUUAUUUAUUCCAUUCAUUAGUAUCACAAUUCAGAAAUGUGAAGCGU